UUCUAAUGGUAACGAUAUGGGAUGUGGUGUGUUAGUUAUAGACGAACUACAUUAUGGAAAUGAACAAUUUCGAGGAAAUGGAGCUUCAAGACCAGAAAAAAUAUCUUUCCAGAAUGCUAAUUAUCUUAGCCGAUAA
This is a messenger RNA of Funneliformis mosseae, 136 nucleotides long. The record is from the annotation of a GenBank genome assembly. Lineage: Eukaryota; Fungi; Glomeromycota; Glomeromycetes; Glomerales; Glomeraceae.